AAGGGAUUAUCGCAAUGUCCCAAUAUCUUUUGGUUGUAACAAAUUUAGCUCUUUUCAACAUCCAAGAAGUUCUUGUAAAUGAUAAGAAUUUUGUUUAAAACAAGUUUGGUUUGGGUUUGAUUUAGUUUGGUUUGAGAUUAAUGUCCUAAAUACAAAAAUAAAAUAAAAUUGAUCACUUAGGAAAUGUUUCUGUUUGGUCUGUUGCCAAUUUGAAUAUAAAUGUUUUGUGUAAUUUUAUAUUUGGGAUAAUUUGUAAGAAAUCGAAAGUAAAGGGAUGAUAACAAAUUUAGUAGAACUACUAUUUCCUCUUAGGCUCUUACCGGAAAUUUACUUGAAUAUUCCUGUGCAGCUAUUUAAAACCUUUUCCAUUUCAUUAUGCAGAUUGGUUUCUAAAAAGACUUUUAACCUCUCGAAUCCUAUUCAUUUCAUGGCUCUUUAUCCUUCGUCUCGCAGUUGGAUACACGAUGUCUUCCCAAGCUUCCACGGAGCAGAUGUUCGCAACAACUUUCUCAGUCACGUUCUCAAGGAGUUCAAAGCAAAGGGAAUCGACAUAUUCAUUGAUAAUGAUAUCGAGAGAAGCAAAUCGAUCGGUCCAGAACUCGUAGAAGCUAUCAGAGGAUCGAAAAUCACAAUCGUCUUGCUCUCGAAGAACUACGCUUCUUCGACAUGGUGCCUGAAUGAAUUGGUGGAGGUUAUGAAUUGUAGAAAAGAGUUUGGUCAAACCGUGAUGACCAUUUUCUAUAAAGUGGAUCCAACUGAUGUAAAGAAGCAAACUGGAAAAUUUGGGAAGGUCUUCAUAAAUACUUGUGAGGGUAAAACAAAAGAAGACAUUAGAAGAUGGAAAGAGGCUUUGGCAGAAGUGGCAACAAUUGCUGGUCAUCAUUCAAGCAACUGGUUUAAUGAAGCGGACAUGAUCGAAAAUAUUGCGACCAACGUUUCAAAUGCACUAAAUAAUUUUUGCCCAUCAAACUACUUUGAAGACUUGGUUGGGAUUGAAGCUCACAUGGAAAAGAUGCUGACUUUGUUAUGCCUAGAAUGUGAUGAAGUGAGAAUGGUAGGGGUUUGGGGUCAUGCGGGUAUUGGUAAGACGACCAUCGUUAGAGCCUUAUAUGAAACAAUUCGUAGUAACUUCUCUCAUACUGCAUUUAUGGUGAGUAUAAAAGGAGUCUAUACAGUACAAAACUGCGACUACUAUGAAUACAUGUUGCAAUUACAGGGAAAACUUUUGUCUGAGACAUUAAAUCAAAAGGAUUUGAAGAUACGUCACUUAGAUGUGGCACGGGAAAGGUUGAAAAAUAAGAAAGUGCUUCUCGUUCUUGAUGAUGUGGAUCGGUUAGUACAACUAGAUGCUAUGGCGAAAACAACUCAAUGGUUUGGUUCUGGAAGUCGGAUUAUCAUAACAACGCAAGACCAACAACUCUUGAAGGCACAUGGGAUUGAUCAUAAUUACAAGGUGGAUUAUCCAAUUGAUGAAGAGGCACUUCAAAUCUUCUGCUUGAAUGCUUUUGGUCAAAAGUCCCCUAAAGAUGGUUUUGAGGAGCUUGCAUGGGAAGUUACACAACUUUCUGGGAAUCUCCCGAUGGGGUUAAGUGUAAUGGGCUCCUAUUUUCGGGGAAUGUCCAAGCAGGAGUGGAUCGAUGCACUACCAAGGUUGAGAACUAGGCUUCACCAAGAUAUCAAGAGUAUUAUAAGAUUCAGUUAUGACGCCUUAUGCGAUGAAGAUAAAGAUUUAUUUCUUUAUAUAGCUUGCUUUUUCAACCAUAAAAGUAUUCAGACACUUGAAGAUUUUCUUGCGAAUACGUUCUUGGAGAGUCACGGGAUUCAAAUCUUAGCUGGAAAGUCACUCAUAUCACGGGAACAUGGAUUUAUAAAGAUGCCUAAUCUGUUAGUAGAACUAGGUAGAGAAAUUGUUCAUAAUCAAUCGCCUGGGAAACGCCAAUUUUUGGUUGAUGCUAGAGAGAUCUGUGAAGUACUCACUAAGGAAACUGGUAGUAAUAGUCUUGUAGGCAUGGAUCUCGACUUAUCUGAAAUCAACGGUAAAUUUCAUAUUAGCGGCAAAUGUUUCGAAAGAAUGUGGAAUCUCCAAUUCUUAAGAAUCUACAGAAAAGUUGAAAAUUAUAAUGGUUGUAGAUUGUACUCUCCACAAAGUCUGAAAUAUAUAUCUCCAAAACUUAGAUUACUGCAUUGGGAACAUUUUCCAAUGACAUGUUUGCCUUCUACUUUUAUUCCGGAGUUCCUCGUCGAACUAAACAUGCGUUGCAGCAAACUUAAGAAGCUGUGGAAAGGAGUUCAACCUCUUCAAAAUCUCAGGUGGGUGGAUUUGAGUUAUUCCAAAAACCUGAAGGAGCUUCCUGAUCUCUCAACCGCCACUAAUCUGGUGAGUUUGGAUCUCAAUCAUUGCUCAAGGUUAUUGGAGCUACCCUCUUCAAUUGGGAAUGCGAUAUUAAUCUAUUGAUUCUGGAUAUUGAGUACUGCUCAAGCCUGUUGACUAUCCCCACCUCUCUUGGAAAUAUCCCUAAUCUCAA
This is a messenger RNA of Arabidopsis lyrata subsp. lyrata, 2525 nucleotides long. RefSeq names its product disease resistance protein TAO1-like. Gene Ontology annotation, molecular function: ADP binding; ATP hydrolysis activity. The record is from RefSeq and is a predicted model, not a curated record. Lineage: Eukaryota; Viridiplantae; Streptophyta; Magnoliopsida; Brassicales; Brassicaceae. Gene Ontology annotation, biological process: signal transduction; defense response.